UCGCAUUGUACUCGGCACUUUUCGGCAAAACACUCACACUUUUUCAGAGCACAGAACACACACUUUUGCUUCCCUCAAAAACCAAGAGCCCAACCAAUAGACCAAUGAAUUUUCGCUGGCCCAAAACUGUCGUUGAGGCGAUCAACAAUGAAAUAACAAAUGGGAACUCCCCCGUGGACACAACGCAGGAGAACCAGUUGCUUACUUAUAUAAUCUAGCGUAAGCGAUCCUUGAGAUAAGUGGGUUUCCCCCAGAUCUUGAGGCAAUGGCUUCGUGUCGGGCCCCCGCACAGCCCCGGCAACAGCAGCCACAGCAGCCGGCGUGUCCGCCCAUGUCCCUGCCCGUCUCGUAUCCCUACAUGGACGCGCAGCAGCUGCAGCAGUUCUACAUCGCCCAGAUGCUGCAGCCGCAGCCCCCCCUCGGGCCCAACGUGUACGUCCAGCCCUGGUACAUGUGCCAGCCGCCGUCGUGCCAGAACUACGGCUACUGCUACGGCAUGCAGAUGCCACCCAGUGCCAUGCUGCCACAGGACUGUAGUUGCCCCUCAAACACACCAUCCAUUCAGUCCACAGGAUCGGAAAACAGCACGGGGAGUUGCUGCAGACCCACCACCAGCACAAGAUGCGUGCCCCAGGAUCGCAAGCGAUCUCCUGCCGGUGGCAGGACCUACCAGCAGUGCAAUGUGCCGCUUCCGGAGACCGCCUGCGGUUGGUGUGGCAGCCUCGACAGCUUCGAGUCGGAUGGCAGCGCCCUGUUGGAGGCUCAACGCUAUGCGGCAUGCAGCAUCUGUCCAGCGCCCAAGCUAAAAGAGAUUCAGAGAAGACAGCAGCAGGAAGAAGUAUCCCAAAACGAUUCAGAAAUGGAGCAAAACCUCGCUUCAAAGAAGGAGCACAAGAUUGCUGCAAAAAAGUUCCACAGAAUCGAUUCGGAGAAUGGGUCACAGAAUGGGUCAAAGAUCGAUUCCGAGAAUGAGGAGGAAGUAAUCGAUUCAGAGAACCAUUCAAGAAAAGCUUCUAAGAAGGAGCAAAGGAAAGAUCUAAAGAGGGCUCAAAGGCACUUUUCCAAGGAGGAAAGGGGCUCUUCCAAGGAAGAAAGGGACUCUUCCAAGGAAGAAAGGCACUCUUCCAAGGAAGAAAGGGACUCUUCCAAGGAAGAAAGGGGCUCUUCCAAGGAAAAAAGACACUCUUCCAAGGAAGAAAGGCACUCUUCCAAGGAAGAAAAGUGCUCUGCCAAGAAACACCACAAAGAGGCCAUCAAACCCGCGAAACCUGCGAAACCCGCCACACUCAAGGAGGACAUCGACAGCGCGCUGGGCAGCUCCGCCAGUAGCUUCAUCAAACGCUUGGGCGUGCUCAUGCGCCAUCGCUCCACCCGGAGCUCCGUGAAGCGAAAGCAAGCCAAGGCCCCACCAACUCCGUGCCUCACUCCGGCCUGCUCGAACACCAGUUCGGAGUCCCUGCGGCAGCCACCCAUGAAGUCCAGCUUCUUGAGCCGUUUGUUCGGCGAAGUGCGCGACAAUGAUAUGGCCUUCUAUGCGCAAAAAUCCAGAUGCAACAUACAGCCCCAACCAAGUCUGCAUUCGGAUAGUCUGGAGCAGCUGGCGGCCUUCAAGAAGCUGCGAAAGAAGCAACGGCUUUCAGCCAAGGGUCCCUAUGAAAUAUAAACCAUACCCUGAACACCAAUAGGCAGAUUUUCAAGUGUAUUUCAAAUUUCAGGCAAUAAAAUUAACCGAAGCGAGCAA
Messenger RNA from Drosophila persimilis, 1741 nucleotides. RefSeq lists its product as uncharacterized. The record is from RefSeq and is a predicted model, not a curated record. Bases 266 to 1663 code for a protein of 465 amino acids. NCBI's taxonomy places the organism in Eukaryota, Metazoa, Arthropoda, Insecta, Diptera, Drosophilidae. The transcript is spliced from 3 exons.